ACAACAAAAAUACAGCUAAAAUUCUCUUUACAAAGGCAACGCUGACUCUUCGCUUGUGACUUCUCCUCCAGUGACCUCAGGGGAGAUUGCGUGACAGCAGUAAUUUGACACUCCCAUCAGCAUCAGACGCUGCUAAUGAGAGUUCCUCAAACAAAAGUUUAUGUAAGUUGCCUUGAACUGAGUCAGCAGCAACCACGGAGUAGCGGUUUUCCCCUUCAGUUCUGCUGGGGAGAGACCUGUAGGCAGCUGAGCUGAAUCGGACCGGGAGCUUUUGGCAAGCAAACAGAACCAAAGAGGUACUGAACCGCUUGGGCAUUGGAAGUAGGGAGGAUGCUAUGUAAUGGCUAGUUUGCCUGUCACUCUUUUCGCCUCACAGCUAUCUGCAAUUUGUGUUGCUUACUUAGUUUUCAGAGGACUGGGAGUCUGCUGGGCUGCUCUGCAGGGAAGGCAGUUCUCAACACUAAUCUCUCACAACAAAUGUAGCUGAUUUGUAAGAAGGACUGUACAGCCUGAAAAAAGAGACAAGGCAUGUGCUUUUGCAAACCAAGAAAAUCUUUAAAAGUCCUUUUUGCCCCCCCUCUUGGAAUGGGCUAAUAUAGAAGACAUGGCUGAUCAUGAGUGCUUUGUUUGUAACUUGAAUUUGCGCUCGCAUCAGUUCGCAGAGGAUGAUCCAGUUAAAGGUCUCCUUUUACUCCAGAAUCUUGGCUUCUGAAAGCCUGUCUGUGCUCCUCUCUGCUCUCCGAGUUUUCUUCAUAAGUAAAGAAACAGAACGAGGGCAAAAGAUAUUCAGAAUUAAUAACAAUUUGCAGAUUUGUUGUUCCGUUAGCUUAGUCAGUAGAGCAGGAGACUUUUAAUCUCAGGGUCGUGGAUUUGAGCAAAAGAUUCCUGGUUUGGUCGAGAUAAUCUUUUUGGUCCCUUCCAACUCUACAAUUCUAUAAUUCCCCAAAGAGUUGCAUCGGGCACCUUCAUUGUCCAGCUUCCAGAAAAUACUUAAGAUGCUCCUAAUCACCCUGGCUUUUGUUUUAGGACUCACCUUAAUUUUGUGAUUGUAAGUUUUCAGUAUUGUGUUUUAAUGCUGUAACCUGCCCUGGGACCUCAGGGUGAAAGGCAGGUAAUAAUAAUAAUAAGAAUAUAGUUCACCUGUAUUUUAGGGCAAGGGCCAUGGCUCAGUGCUAGAGCAUCUUCUUUCAAUACGUGAGCGUCCAGGUUCGAUCCCUGCUGUUUCCAGGUAGAGCCAGGACAGAAAGAACUCCUGCCUAAAAUUCUGGAGAGCCCUGGCCAGUUCUAGUGUGUAGACCAGCCUUUGGUCCCAGGUGUUGUUGUACUACAACUCCCAUCGUUCCAAGCCAGCAUGCCUAGUCGUCAGGGGUGGUGGGAGUUUUAGUUCAAGAACAUGGGAUGGGGAAAGGUUGAGAAAGGCUGGGGUGGGGGCAAUAUUCAGCUAGGUGGACCAAUGAGCCAACUCAGUAUAAGGCUGCUUCCAGUAAAGUAGGCUGAUAUUAUCGCUAGACUGCGGUGUGGGAUUGCGGCCACAGCGGCAGGAUCUGAGGUGGAUAGUGGCUUGUGUGAAUUCGUAUUGGAAGAAUGAGUUGAUCUGGGGACGUUCUGGCUUGCAGUAAAAUUCUAUACAUGUCUGCUCAAAGGAAAGUCUCACUGAGUUCCGCAAACCUUAUUCUGAAUUCAGUGGGGCUUCUGGAUAGACAUAUAUUAUUAUUAUUAUUAAUUAUUAUUAUUAUUAUUAUUACAUAACAAAUCCAUUGAGCAUUAAAACAUCCCUAGUUAAAUAGACAAUUAAAAAUGUGUAACAAUUAAAAGAGUGAAAAAACAGCUGAAACAAUAAAGCCAAAAGUGCAGUUCAGGGGAAUCUGUGCUUUAACAAUGUCUACAGGAACCCGCAGAAUGCCAAUACUGAUGGGACUCUUGUAUUUAUCUUAUAGGAUUGCACUGUCAGAAAUGUAAACACUGACCACCGUUGUAUUUCUUCCAUUGUCUAUUGUCUGUUGUGGAAUGAAUGGGAACUGCACAGAGGACUGGUGCUCGUUGUUUCAUUCCUGUUUCAGUACUUAUAACAAGCUCUCGAAUUUCUAAAUGAACACCUAGCUCCUAUUAGAAUACUACAUACUGAGCAAAAAUGAGGUCAGCUGGUUUGCUUAUACAGUGGAAUGAAGCUUGAUUAGAAUUAUUCAUAAAUUUAUAUCUAUACAACCAUAUCAUAAAAUAUAGAUGGCUCAGGUCCAGUUGUCUAGGGCAAAGAAUUAGCUCUUAUCUUCAUGAUCCCUGGUCUGUGAAACAGGAAGUGUAAUCUCAGUUACAAAACUGCUGUAAGAGAGUACAGGUAACUCAAGCACAUCUAACUUGAGCACAUUCAGCUUUCUGCCAUGCUCAAUGCUCAUGGGGCAUUGCAGCUGCCACUGGGGCAGGUCGCCAAGCUAUUGCCCCCUCAUUCCAGCCUAUAGGCAGGUGGUACUAAGGAUACAUGCCUUGCCCUGGGCACUGGCAACCCACGCUAUACCACUGGUUUUAUGUGCUUAGCAAAAAAGGGGGGGUUAAAAAAAGGAAGGCAUCUGGGGAAAAAGACUUUGGCAGUCGCACCCGACAUUGAACCCAAUGUAUUUUGACUAUACACAAUUUUGGCUUUACACACUUUCUCCAGAGCGUAACCCCUUCGUAGGUUGAGAGAUGCCUGUAUCUCAGUAGAUAAUGGGGCCCAAUCCACCGGCAGAGAAAGAACCCAGCUGCCAUUUGACUCCUCUCCUCCCUGAAUGGUCUCCAUCCAAGCGAUAAUCAUAAUAACUAUGUCACCGUAAGAAAUUGUGCCUGUGCUUGUUUAUUUUCUUCUUCCCUCCCAAUCCCUUUUCCCUCUUGUGUUGUGUCUGUUAUAUUUGCAAGCCUGCAGAAAACCCUUAAAUAAUCUUUCCGUAAAGCCUGGUAGAUUUUAGGCAUGUUAUUUUGGGGAUGACGAUAAUAUGUGCCUUGAAAGUGCUGUAGAAAUGAUGGAAUUCUUAACAUUUCUCGGAAUCCUCAAAGGGAGUGCUUCAAAUCCGCUGUAAGUGUUCUGUUCAAAAGCGAAUUCAAUGCAUUUUAAUACAUUUCAGGCAGUGACAGAUGGGAACCUUGGAGAAAACUGAAGACUCUGUCAGCGUUGGGCCGAUAGAGUUUGACACAUGCAGCAAAGGUGCAGGAACAACAACAGUGUCCAACCCUAGGAAUGUAUCUCCUGGGAAUGAACCAGAACGAGGUGGUCCGUUCUUGCGUUCAGUCCCAACCAGAGAAUCUCUCCGAUCCCCUCGGGGGUCAGUGGUGAGUUUCCACGGCAUCCAGUAUUCCAUCAAGCAGUCCCGGGGACCCCUGUGCAAACGGAAAGUGGUGGAGAAGAAAAUCCUUCAUAACGUCUAGUAAGUGCAUGCAAUAUGCGUCUUAACAGAGAAUUUUGGGGGAAGUCAUAAUAAUAAUAAUAAUAAUAAUAAUAAUAAUAAUAAUAAUAAUUUUUUAUGUAUACCUCGCCCAUCUGGCUGUUUCCCCAGCCACUCUGGGCUUCCAACACAAUAUUAAAAUACAGUAAUUAACAUCACUUAAGGAGCUCGUCUUCCUGAUUCAUUGAGAGCUCAAGACAAUAAAUGUUUUCAGAUAGUAAAUGGAAUGGGUGAGCUGAUGUUUUAGGUGUCGUUUGUUUAUUUGGGGGGGGGUAGUUCCCAAUAUCAAUUGCUUAGUUAAUGGCACAAUUCUGAAAGGAUCGCUGUGAAUAUCUUUGCCGAGAUUUUGUGUGUGGAGAGAAAAGCCCAGCCUUAAAGUGCUGGAUGUGCCUUUGGGAGGUCCAGGUCUACAGCAAGCCUACUGGGAAGCAGGGCGAAGAGACAAUAUGACAUAAAGAUGGGGAGAAUACAUUAUUGAAGCAGGACCCUCAUGUGUGACAGAAACAGGAACCUCCAAUAGGUCAAAAAGGAGCAUCCAAUCCCAUUCUUCAGCUUUGCCUCAGUAUGAGACACAAGCCCAUCCACCUCUGCCUAUAAGCCUGCUGUGAUUUGAUUCUGUUGUUUUAUUUGCUGGAGGAAUGUGUACCACAUGUUAGAUGUGACAUUUCCCUUGGGGAGACUUGAGCUUCCCAUCAAGAGAAUGGGUUUCUCCCUUCAGGAUGCUUGUGCUGGUCCUGGGGGCUAACCGAGAGGUGAGGUCCGAGUCUAGUCCAAGGUCAAUGGUGCGGUAUGGAGGCUGUCCGUCAAAGCUGAAGCUGGGUCCAAGGCAGGGAGUCAGGUGGGGUCAGGAACUCUGGCAGGAGAGCAGGACAGGGUGCAGGCAGGAACAGGCUACCAACAACGUUGCUCCCGCAACCUGGGACUGGGGCUGGCUGGCUUUUAUCUGCCCCGAGGCAUAGGGCGGCCCUGGUCCACAGGUGACUCACCUCUCCUGGCCUGGAGGCGAGCACUCUUCCUGCGGGAACUUAGUUCCCUCCGCCUCUCUGCCCUGAGCCUCUGCAGCUCAGGAGAGGCUGGAGGGUUACCGGACCCAGAGGCAACCUCAUCUUCCCCUGACAGGGCUGAUAGCGGAGCACCUGCAGGCAAUGGGUCCUCCAUCACCUCAGGAGCUAGAGCAGGCUCAGCUGGUGCCUGCACCUGAGGAUCCAGCACAGGUGAGGACCCUUCAGGCUCAGGCCCCAGCCCCGGCUCAGCUGGUUCUGGAGGCGGGGACUCCUGUGCAGGCUGGGAUUCCUCAGGUUCAGCCUCUGAGUCCGAAUCCCAGGCCAUCACAAUGCUUCUGCUGCUGCUACUGCUCAGAGCCACUAAAUUACUCUGCAAGGUCCACAUUAUGCAAGUGCCAAUCUGAUAGCUGAAACAAUUAUAUGGGCAGGCACAUGAAAGAGCAUCCAAAUCUGGAAAACAAUAGAGUGUUAUGUGCACAAACUUCCUCAAGCCUUGAGAAAUUCUAGGGGGAUAGCCUUUUCAUUUGACUUCCUUUUUAAAGUGAGAAGAUUGGAAACUAAUAAUAAUAAUAAUAAUAAUAAUAAUAAUAAUAAUUUAUUACUUAUACCCCACCCAUCUGGCCAGGUUUCCCCAGCCACUCUGGGUGGCUCCCAACAGAGUAUUAAAAACACAAUAAAACAUCAAACAUUAAAAACUUCCCUAAACAGGGCUGCCUUCAGAUGUCUUCUAAAAGUCAGAUACCGUAUUUUUCUCUCCAUAAGACGAAAUUUUUCCUCCUAAAAAGUAAGGGGAAAUGUCUGUACGUCUUAUGGAGGGAAUGCGUGGUCCUGGAGCCGAAUUGCCCAGGGGCGAAAAGGAGAUUGUGCUUUUUUUUUUUUUUUUUUUUAGAAAGAGGGAAGCGGGUGUUGAAACAAAGCCACUGAGCAGCUGAGCAGCAAGCGAUCGGGAGGGGAGAUAAGGGACUCUAGUGAUAAAGGAGGCUGUCUGGGAGGAGGGAGGUAAAGUGUGCUGGUCCAGGGGAGAGGUUACCGUGGGGCGAGGUCCAGGACCUGAGUCGAGGGUCGGCAGACAGUCCUCCAUGGGCGAAGCGGGGUCCACAGCGAGGAGCCGGGCAAGGACAGGAACUCUGAGGGGAAAAGGACUGGAUGCUGGCCGAAACAGCUCUUCAACGAUGUUGCUCCCGCAACCUGGGACUGGGCUGACUGGCCUUUAUCUUCUCUGAGGCCAGGGGCGGCCCCGGCCCCCAGGUGACCCGCCUCUCCUGGCCUUAAGGCGAGCACUCCUGGGAGAAACCAGUUCCCUCAGCCUCUCUGCCCUGAGCCUUUGCAGCUCAGGAGAGGCCAGUGGGUUACUGGACCCAGGGGGAGACUCACUUUCCCCUGACAGGGCUGGGAGAGGCGCACCUGUAGGCAAUGCAUCCUCAAUCGCCUCCGGAGCCUGAGUAGCUUCACCUGGUGCCUGCUCCUGAGGAUCCGGCACAGGUGCAGGCACUUCAGAAUCAAGGCCCUGCCCCAGCUCAGCCGGCCCUGGAGGCGGGGACUCCUGUGCAGGCUGGGAUUCCUCCGGUUCAGCCUCUGAAUCGGAUUCCCAGGCCAUCACAUAAAGACAGCAAACUUGCAAGGAGAGGAGACAGGAAGAUUAAAGCAAUGAGGAGAGAAAUUAGAAGAAGCGGAGGAGCAAAAAAACUGCUCCAGCUAAGGAAAAGACGCUAAGGUAAACAAGAGGGAAGGGGGUGUUGAAAGGAAGCAGCUGAGCAGCUGAUCGUCAAGCGAUCAGGAGGGAGAUAAGGGACGCUAGCGAUAAAGGAGGCUGCCUGGGAGGGGGGAGGUAAAAGCACAUGGAUCCUCAGGAUUUUUGCAUUGGGUCACCCCAAAUUCACCAUCAGAUCACAUAGCAUGUCCAUGGCUACAGCCUGCACCAAAAAAAUCACACAUCCACUGUUUUGUGGGGCUGCAAUGGCGCAAAAACUUGGUUACAAAGCAUGGAUCCACAUGGAUCCUCAGGAUUUUUGCAUUGGGCUACCCCAAACUCACCGCCAAAUCACAUAUCAUGUCUGUGGCCACAGCAUGAACCACAAAAAUCAUACAUCCACUGUUUCGUUCAGAAUAUUUUUUUCUUGUUUUCCUCCUCUAAAAACUAGGUGUGUCUUAUGGAGCGAAAAAUACGGUAAAUCUGGCCCUGGGCAGGGCAUACGUUUCUUUGUAUAUUUCCAUACAUAUGGGCCAGAAACUUGGUAUUUUAAAAUGGAAGAGGAGGUAUUGAAGAAUCCAGAUUCAACACCAAAUAUAGGAUUUUACAAACACCUGUGGGCAGGUGGAGGAAUAAAAUUAUGAGCAGAAUAAUAGCAAGUGAACCAUUUAUAUCACCAACAAUUCCAGAACGGAAAUUUCUGUAACAAAACGUUGGUGUGGCAGAAGACAUGGGGAAAGGAUCUGAUGUCAUUAUGCCACAUAGAUCACGCAGAAAACUAUUGAUAAACUGAACCUCCUUUUUAUUCAUUUUUACUUCUAGUGGCAUCAUGAGGCCUGGCAUGAAUGCUAUCCUGGGACCAACGGGAAGCGGCAAAUCUUCGUGAGUAUAUCUUAAGGCCAAAUUCCAAGUGGUGUGGGAAAUCUGUUAUCAGAAAGCUUUGAUUUUUGGAAUUAUUGUUAUUUAAUUAGAAGCUAGUAGCACAUGCUUUAGGGGACGCGGGUGGCGCUGUGGUCUAAACCAUAGAGCCUAGGGCUUGCCGAUCAGAAGGUCGGCGGUUCGAAUCCCCGCAACGGGGUGAGCUCCCGUUGCUCGGUCCCUGCUCCUGCCAACCUAGCAGUUCGAAAGCACGUCAGAGUGCAAGUAGAUAAAUAGGUACCGCUCCGGCGGGAAGGUAAACGGCGAUACCAUGCACUGCUCUGGUUCACCAGAAGCGGCUUAGUCAUGCUGGCCACAUGACCCGGAAGCUGUAUGCCAACUCCCUCGGCCAAUAAAGCGAGAUGAGCGCUGCAACCCCAGAGUCGGUCACGACUGGACCUGAUGGACAGGGGUCCCUUUACCUUUAGCACAUGCUUUGGAGAUGGGUGAGGAUUUUCCUUUCUCUGUCGAAACCGCUUGCUCAGAAGCCUUUCCCCACCCCCUGCUUAUGGAACGGAGAGCAGUUUUGGGGAAGAGGAUUAAGAAAGGAGAAAGGUCCGGGAAAGAAAGGAUUACAAAUCUCCCUUCCAGACACACUUCCUCGGGUUUCAAAGCAAGCCUGUGAAGCUGUGAAUUGGCUUUAAAAUCCUAAUUGCGUAUAAAUUGUCCUUGAAGAAUGCUAUUUGAAGUCACAUGUAAUUGGGGUGCCAUUUGAAAGGGGGGGUCAGGGUGCCUGUGCUUUAAACAACUGCAUACCCUCCAACAUUUCUCCAGUGAAAAAAAGGAUGCCCUAUUCCAUCAUCAUCAUCAUCAUCAUUACUUACACCCCGCCCAUCUGACUGGGUUUCCCCAACCUCUCUGGGCAGCUUCCAACAUAUAUAAAAACAUAAUAAAACAUUUAAUAUUAAAAAAAGUUUCCCUAUACAGUGGUACCUCAGGUUACAUACGCUUCAGGUUACAUACGCUUCAGGUUACAGACUCCGCUAACCCAGAAAUAGUGCUUCAGGUUAAGAACUUUGCUUCAGGAUAAGAACAGAAAUUGUGCUCCGGCGGUGCAGCGGCAGCAGGAGGCCCCAUUAGCUAAAGUGGUGCUUCAGGUUAAGAACAGUUUCAGGUUAAGAACGGACCUCUGGAACGAAGUAUUUAACCCAAGGUACCACUGUACAAUGCUGAGUUGGGGGUUGGAUAACUCCAUACCCUGCAACAUUUCUCCGAUGAAAAUAGGCGUAUCCUAAGGAAAAGUGGGACAUUCCAGGAUCAAAUCAGAACCUGGGACGGCUUUUGUAAAUCCAGGACUGUCCCUGAAGAAUAGGGACAGCGGACAAAAAAGAAAAUGAGGCUUUUCUAAGCCUGCAGAUACAGCGAUGGCAGCACCAACUCAGCUGCUGAAUUUCUUCUUGUCAUGCAGUCAUGGAGCAAAAGGAGCCCUGCCAGACCAAAGUAUUGGAACCACUACUUAUUCAUAGCAAUAAUCCACUACAGUGGUACCUUGGUUUACAACCAUAAUCCGUUCCGGAGGUCCGUUUGUAAACCAAAACAGGUUGCAACCCAAAGCAUGCUUUUGACAAUGGGCCCUCCCAAAAAAAAUUGUUCGUAAUCAGAAAAAUUGUAAUGCAAAAAAAGUUUGCAAACCGGGGCACGCGCUUCUGGGCUUGAUGUGUUUGUAAUCCAAAACGUAUGCAAACCAAGACGUAUGCAAACCAAGGUACCACUGUAAUAACCGGUUUCUCCAAUGUUCCAUUUAAGAGCAUCAUUUGCUUGCUUUCCAGUGGGCUUCCUUAGCACAAGAUUUGAAUUCCUCAUUGGUUCGUUUUAUAUGAUUUAUUUUUUUUGCUUAUCAGUGUUUUUAGAGUGAGAAUGUCUCUUCCAGAGCUGGUUAGGAAUAACACAGUCCUCAGAGUUUGGGUCCAGAAAAAGAACUCACUGUGUUGUUCAUCAUUAUCCCUGUUGGAAAUCGUAGUCUCAAAAGCAGGAGGACUUGACAGAACAUUUUACCAUCUCUAGCCUCCUAGAGACGCGGGUGGCACUGUGGUCUAAACCACUGAGCAUUGGGCUUCCCGAUCAGAAAGUUGGUGGUUCGAAUCCCCGCGAUGGGGUGAGCUCCCAUUGCUCAGUUCUAGCUCUUGCCAACCUAGCAGUUCGAAAGCACAUCAAAAGUGCAAGUAGAUAAAUAGGUACCACUGUGGCGGGAAGGUAAACGGCGUUUCCGUGUGCUGCUCUGGUUCACCAGAAGCGGCUUAGUCAUGCUGGCCACAUGACCCGGAAAAACUGUCUGUGGACAAACGGCGGCUCCCUUGGCCUGUAAAGCGAGAUGAGCAUUGCAGCCCCAGAGCCGUCCGCGACUGAACAACUGUCAGAGGUCUUUUACCUUUACCUUUACCUUUACCUUUACCUUUAGCCUCCUAGAUGUUUUGGCUGCUCGAAAAGAUCCUGCUGGCUUGUCGGGGGAUGUUCUUAUAGAUGGUGUCCCACAACCUCCCAAUUUCAAGUGCAUCUCAGGAUAUGUAGUUCAGGUGAGUGUCUCAGACUUUGGGAUUUUGCUUCUGCUAUAUCUGUUUCCCCCACCACCCCAGUUCUUUUUUUUUUUUUAAGUAAUAUUUAUUACUUUUAAAAAUUACAGAAAAGGAAAAGAAAAAAAACAAAAGAGAAAGAACAAAGAAAGGGGGGAAAAACAAUACAAUACAAUAUAUAACAAUACAAAACACAACCUAAUCACAUUGAACUAAACUAAACAAAACCCUAACCCUAAACAAAACAAAACAAUCACCAUUUAAAAACACAAAUCACACCCUUUCCAUACUCUAUUUUCCAUUCCCUUGUUUCCUCUACUUCCUCUCACCUCCCUUUUUGUAUUCCACUUCUAUUAAUUGUUUCAGCAAACCCUUUCCAUCUUUCUCUAUUUUCUGUCUUAUUAUAAAUAUCUUAACAUAUUUUUUAUCAUUAAAAACUAAAUACUCAUAUAUCCUUAACUCCUUAUAACAUUUCUACUAAAGCCAUAAAAUUUCUUUCCACCAUUUUUCUAUCAUUCAUUAAUUUUGCAAUAUUUCUAUAUAUAAACUUUAAAAUCCCUAAUCUUCAUCCACCAUCUCCUCUCCCUGGUUUCGGAUUCUGCCAGUCCUUUCCGUCAAAUCCAUAUAGUCCAUCAACCUGGAGAUCUUAUGUCCCUGGAGAUUUUCCAGGUCCCUUCUGCAGGUCUUCUUCAUAUUCUUUAGUGCCAAAAAGCAAAUCUCGAGCAAACUCCAACCUAGCAAUACUUUUAUUCCUUCCGGACAAGUCAGCCAAAUUUCCAUAGUUAAGGCUGAGGUCUAUAAGAUGUUUCAUGACGUGUUUCAAUAUUCCUCCAAGUCCCAAGGCCCCCAAAACUCCAGUCUCCUCCAAACCCAAGUCCAUGUCCCAAAAGUCAGUUAAUCCCUGCAUAGAAGGAUCUUUCCAACUUUCCUUCUUCUGUCCAAGCCAGGAUCCAAUCUUCAAAAUCUGACUUUUUCUAGAUUCAAUCGUAGAAGGCCUCAACUUGUAGUCCUCAAUUUGCUUUUGUGUGGCUGAAAAUCCCACUUGUAUUACUUUAGGCUCAGCCACCACAGCUUUCUCUUUCUCCUCCGCAAUCUGUCCAACCAAAGUAGUUUCUUGUGCCAAGUCCUGAAUUGUUCCUGUAUUGAUGCUCACUUUUUGACUCCAAUUAGUUACUUUUUGGUCCAAAACUUUCAUUUGUACCUUGUGUGUCUGAAGUUUUUUGUAACAAGCCUUUGCCUUUUAGGACAGUGGUACCUUGGUUCUCAAGCUUAAUCUGUUCCGGAAGUCCGUUCCAAAACCAAAGCGUUCCAAAACCAAGGCAUGCUUUCCCAUAGAAAGUAAUGCAAAAUGGAUUAAUCCGUUCCAGACUUUUAAAAACCACCCCUUAAACAGCAAUUUAACAUGAAUUGUACUAUCUAAUAAGACCACUGAUCCAUAAAAUGAAAGCAAUAAACAAUGUACUACAGUCACACAAUCAAUCAACCAGUAGCUGAACUGGGUCCCACACAGUCACCAAAAGAAAACAAAAUGAGUCGUAAAAACACAAAAUAAAUAGCAAAACAGACAGACCUCAGCGUAACACUGAAAAUGGAAGUGUGGCACUCAAAAUGGAGCAUGUUCGGCUUUUGAAAAAAGUUUGGAAACCGGAACACUUGCUUCCAGGUUUGCAGUGUUUGGGUUCCAAGUUGUUUGAGUACCAAGGUGUUUGAGAACCAAGGUACCACUGUAAAAGCUUUUUCUUUUGGACCUUUGACUCUGCAUGGUCUUUUUUUAUUUACUGCAAGACUCUGUCUCCGUCAAUAACAACUCUCUGGAUCCUUAACAAACUAAAGCUCCCAGGAUUCCUAGGGGGGAAGCCAUGACUGUUUAAAAUGGUAUGAUGCUGCUUUGAAUUUAUAGGGCAGAUGGGGCCUAAACAGAGAGUAGACCCAUUAAAAUUAAGGGGCUUUCUUGAAGUAAGAGUCAGCUGCUAGUGCGUUCAGUUUCUGCACCUGAAAUGGCAGGGCGGAGGGAAGAAGGAUAUUCCUUUGCAUGUGCUUUCUUACAGUCAAAAUAUUCUGCUUUCAGGAUGAUGUUGUCAUGGGAACAAUGACAGUGAGGGAGAAUCUGCUCUUCUCAGCAGCCUUGCGGCUUCCGAACUCUAUCAGCUUUCAGGAGAAGGAAGAGCGUGUAGUCCAGAUUAUCAAUGAGCUGGGGCUGAGCAAAGUGGCUGAUACUAAGGUGAGCACAUCUUGGGGGUAAUUUAAAAGGUUUUGCUGAUAUUCCCAUAGCUGUUAGCACAAACUUACCGUAUUUUUUGCUCUAUAUGACUCACUUUUUCCCUCCUAAAAAUUAAGGGGAAAUAUGUGUGCGUCUUAUGGAGCGAAUGCAGGCUGCGCAGCUAUCCCAGAAGCCAAAACAGCAAGAGGGAUUGCUGCUUUCACUGCGCAGCGAUCCCUCUUGCUGUUCUGGCUUCUGAGAUUCAGAAUAUUUUUUUUCUUGUUUUCCUCCUCCAAAAACUAGGUGCAUCUUGUGGUCUGGUGCGUCUUAUAGAGCGAAAAAUACGGUAGUGUUAAUAGUGUGACCCUACCCGCCCCAUGUUAGAGAGAGAAGUUUGGAAGAAAGAUCUUUACUCUCUUGUAGCAGAGGGGUGAUUGCUCAAAGCACCUUAAAACUUGGUUAGAUUUACUUAUGCCUUCACCCACCUUUAAACAACUGUUACCCACAAAAUACUUAGGCUAGAAUAAAUCACAGACACUUAGCUUUCCAAAUAAGUGAAGCUUUAUAUUCACAGAGUUUUUGCAGAAGUUACAGCAAACAAGUCUCUAUCUGCUGGUAGCGAAACAAAGAUGAACAAAUAACUUAAAAAGAAAAUGAUUUGGUUGCCUUACAGAAAGGAUCAUGCAAUCUUUGGGUUGGAAAAGAUGCAGGCUGUGAAAUCUCCCUUUUAGAGAGAUUUUAUACACUUGAGCUGGGAGCCAUUCCACAGGGCUUCUUGCUUGUUCCAGGAAGCACAAAGAAAAAGGGGUUGGGACAGAGGCUGCUUUCGUGCACACAGGUGUCAGUCAGUAACUGUAUAGCUUUCUAACUUCUCAGCUUGAAUACCAUAACACCACUUAGAGGUGUUUUUCCAGUGUCUGACGCACACUUGGUAUGCUUAAAUUAAUUUUUUGCAGGUAGGAACUGAACUGAUUCGAGGCGUGUCUGGGGGAGAACGGAAGAGGACUAAUAUAGCAAUGGAACUGAUCACUGAACCACCAGUGCUUUUCCUAGAUGAACCCACUACAGGCCUUGAUGCCAGCACUGCCAACGCUGUUCUCCUCCUGCUAAAGAGGUAAGAAACGCUAUCCCUUCUGGAAACUCUUGGAAGUGCUUAAGGAUAAUAAUAAUAAUACAGUGGUACCUCGGGUUAAGUACUUAAUGCGUUCCGGAGGUCCGUACUUAACCUGAAACUGUUCUUAACCUGAAGCACCACUUUAGCUAAUGGGGCCUCCUGCUGCUGCCGCGCUGCUGUAGCACGAUUUCUGUUCUCAUCCUGAAGCAAAGUUCUUAACCUGAAGCACUAUUUCUGGGUUAGCGGAGUCUGUAACCUGAAGCGUAUGUAACCUGAAGCGUAUGUCACCUGAGGUACCACUGCAAUAAUUAUACAGUCAUACCUCAGGUUACAGAUGCUUCAGGUUGUGUUUUCUCGGGUUAAAGACCCGCCGAAACCCGGAAGUACCAGAACGGGUUACUUCCGGGUUUUGGCGGUCGCACAUGUGCAGAAGUGCUAAAUCGUGCUUUGCGCAUGCGCAGAAGCACAACCCGUGCGUGCACAGAUGUGGUGCUGCGGGUUGCGAACAUGCCUCCCGCACAGAUCACGUUUGCAACACCAGCGUCCACCGUAGUUUUGAUUAUGAAGCAAUUUUUCAAAAUUGUUUUUGCGGGUCUUUGGGCCAUAAUAAAGAAUGUGUGUGUGAUAAUAAUAAUAAUAAUAAUAGCAAUGCCAUAUUUUGGAGGGUAUGGUAGGACAUAUAUAUACCGUAUUUUUCACUCUAUAAGAGGCACCAGACCACAAGACGCACCUAGUUUUUGGAGGAGGAAAACAAGAAACAAAAUAUUCUGAAUCUCAGAAGCCAGAACAGCAAGAGGCAUCGCUGCGCAGUGAAAGCAGCAAUCCCUCUUGCUGUUCUGGCUUUCUGGGAUAGCCGCGCAGCCUGCAUUCGCUCCAUAAGACGCACACACAUUUCCCCUUACUUUUUAGGAGGGAAAAAGUGAGUCUUAUAGAGCAAAAAAUACGGUAUAUACAGUGGUGCCCCGCAAGACGAAUGCCUCGCAAGACGGAAAAACUCGCUAGACGAAAGAGUUUUCCGUUUUUUGAGUCGUUCCGCAAGACGAAUUUCCCUAUGGGCUUGCUUCGCAAGACGAAACGUCUUCUUGCGAGUUUGUUUCCUUUUUCUUAAAGCCGCUAAGCCGUUAAUAGCCGCUAAGCCGCUAAGCCGUUAAUAGCCGCUAAGCCGCUAAUAGCCGCUAAGCAGCUAAUAGCCGUGCUUCGCAAGACGAAAAAACCGCAAGACGAAGAGACUCGCGGAACGGAUUAAUUUCGUCUUGCGAGGCACCACUGUAUAUGUAUAUGUAUGUGUGUGUGUGUGUGUGUGUGUCCUACCAUACCCUACAAAAUUUCUCCAAUGAAAAUAGGGACUCCCAGUGCUGUUUUUCUAGGUGCCGGAACUGUUCUCUUAGAGUGUUCUCUUAGAGUGGCAAUGGGGCUCACCUGAGAGGUGCCGGAACUGUGUUCCGGUGACUCCCAGCUGGGGAAAAAAUCCCUGGGGGCUCCUACUCCAUACCCUCCGACAUUUCUCCAAUGAAAAUAGGAACAUCCUAAGGAAAAGAGGGCAUUCCGGGAUCAAAUCGGACACCAGGACGGCUUCUGCAAAUCUGUGAUUGUCUCUGGGAAAUAGGGACACCUGGAGGGUCUGCAAUGAUGGACCAAUAUAUCGAUAUAUUUAUUUCUACCCUGUCUUUCUGCCAUCAUUGUCCUCAGAUUCACAGAGGAUAAAGGCCAUCUGUGGCACCAAGCAUGAUGCAUAUUUUCUACCCUCCACUGUCAGAAUACCAGCUGCUGGAGAGGAGAAAGAGAUUGUGCUCUGGUCCUGGUCCUGGACUCCCCAUAGACACUUGGUUGGCCACUGUAAGAACAGGAUUCUGGACCAGAUGGGUGUCUGGUCUAAUGCAGCAGUGAUUUCCUUGUGAUCUUAAGGCGCUGUACAUAGGGUCCCCUAGGUUAGGCAUCCCCAAACCUGGCCUUCAAAAUGUUUUGGGACUACAAUUCCCACCAUCCCAGACCACUGGUCCUGUAAUAAUAAUAAUAAUAAUAAUAAUAAUAAUAAUAAUAAUUUAUUUAUACCCCGCCCAUCUGGCUGAGUUUCCCCAGCCACUCUGGGCGGCUUCCAAUCAAGUGUUAAAAACAAUACAGCACCAAAUAUUAAAAACUUCCCUAAACAGGGCUGCCUUCAGGUGUCUUUUUAAAAAAAGAUAGCUGCUUAUUUCCUUCACAUCUGAAGGGAGGGUGUUCCACAGGGUGGGCGCCACUACUGAGAAGGCCCUCUGUCUGGUUCCCUGUAACCUCACUUCUCACAAUGAGGGAACCGCCAGAAGGCUCUCGGUGCUGGAUCUCAGUGUCUGGGCUGAACGAUGGGGGUGGAGAUGCGCGUUCAGGUAUACAGGACCGAGGCCAUUUAGGGCUUUAAAGGUCAGCACCAACACUUUGAAUUGUGCUCGGAAACGUACUGGGAGCCAAUGCAGAUCUCUCAGGACCGGUGUUAUGUGGUCCCGGCGGCCACUCCCAGUCACCAGUCUAGCUGCCGCAUUCUGGAUUAAUUGCAGUUUCCGGGUCACCUUCAAAGGUAGCCCCACGUAGAGCGCAUUGCAGUAGUCCAAGCGGGAGAUAACUAGAGCAUGCACCACUCUGGCGAGACAGUCCACGGGCAGGUAGGGUCUUAGCCUGCGUACCAGGUGGAGCUGGUGGACAGCCGCCCUGGACACAGAAUUAACCUGCGCCUCCAUGGACAGCUGUGAGUCCAAAACGACUCCCAGGCUGCGCACCUGGUCCUUCAGGGGCACAGUUACCUCAUUCAGGACCAGGGAAUCCCCCACAUCCGCCCGCCCCCUGUCCCCCCAAAACAGUACUUCAGUCUUGUCAGGAUUCAACCUCAAUCUGUUAGCCGCCAUCCAUCCACCAACCGCCUCCAGGCACUCACACAGGACCCUCACCGCCUUCACUGGUUCUGAUUUAAAAGAGAGGUAGAGCUGGGUAUCUAGGGAUGAUGGGAGUUGUAGUCCCAAAACAUCUGGAGGGCCGAGUUUGGGGAUGUUGCCCUAGGUGGUCAGCCAUCCAGGCAUUGAGAAACCCAACCUUGCUUAGCUUUAGAAAGCUGGCAGCAUCCUGUUUGUAAAUUUAAGGCCUGGGGGCAGACCUGCGCGGUUUUUGCAUUUUUGCCAUCAUCAUACCUCAUCAAGAGAGCUAAAACUUAAAAGGUGUGGCUUUUCAUCCUAGGCUCUCCAGAAGAGGUAGAACCAUCAUUUUCUCCAUCCACCAACCUCGCUAUUCCAUCUUCAAGCUGUUCGAUAGCUUGACGUUACUGGCUUUGGGGAAGGUACUCUAUCAUGGACCCGCAAAGGAAGCCCUUGGAUAUUUCCAGUCUAUUGGUAAGUUUGCUCUUGUUAUUGUUAGUUUCUGUUUCUCACUAGGCAGCUGCUGGGAAUCACAGGACUCUGUUUACAUUCCAGAGACCUUGCAGUCUCACGGGAAAGGGAGACGGGAUGUGACAUUAGUGGUUUCCUGUUUCCUUUUUUCCUUUGUUCAGUUGCUCUCUGCUUUCGAAGAGAGAGGAUGUAUAUUUCUUAGCUGUCUGCAUAGUAAGAAAUAAAACUCUAUACAAUGUAGCCAAACCUCUCGUCUCUUCCCUGUGCUGGGAACCCUGCUGGAUAGAAUGUGCUUGAGGCCUUAUCAAAGGCUCAGGCCAUUAAACAUGUCGGAGGCGAUUUCAAAGGCUCAGCUCGGAGGAAGAUGAGGCCUUAUCGGCUUGGCCGAGUGGAGAUUCCGACAGUUAUUAUAAGAGUUUGUAGGCGCGGGAAUGUCAGCAAAACUCACCAGAGCAGGGAUUAGAAAACUCAAGGGGUUCACUGAAGCUUUUGUAGACAACUGAGAGCUGCCAAUGACACGCAGAUUUCAUGUCAAGAUCAAGAUUCGCCUUGGAGACCCUAGGAGAGAGACUUCUGGGACUGUCUCUGUCUCUCUCUCUUUUUAAAUAAUUUUUAUUGAUUUUAACAUAUAAAUUAUAAAAUGUACCACAAAACAUAUCACUAAUACAAUCUUUUUAAAUUUCCAUCAGCACCUCUGAUGAUCCACCGUUUUAACCACUUCUUAUGCAUUUCUUAGCUUUAUAUUGCCUUUACAUCUCUUAACAAAUCAUCCUUCCCCUUCUCCAUUUUUGCAAUACUUCCAAUAAUACGCCUCACAAAACUUCUUGCAAACCUACAAACAUCGUCUGAUCUUCGCAAAUACUUUUCAAAUAGUCCGUAAAUUUACUCCAGUCUUCCGUGAAUUUCUAGUCCCGCCGGUUUCAAAUCCUUCCUGUUAGUUUAUCUAGUUCUGCAUAGUCCAUUAACUUCAUCCUCUAUUCUUCAAUCUUCGGUAAUUCUUCUUGCUUCCAUUUUUGGGCCAGUAAUAUUCUUGCUGCUGUUAUUGCAUAUAAAAAGAGCUUACAUUCCUUUCUAUUUAUAUCACUCCCCACAAUGCCCAGUAAAAAUGCUUCUGAUUUCUUUAUAAAUGUAUAUUUCAACAUUUUUUUCAUCUCGUUAUAUAUCAGGGACUGUCUCUGUCUCAGCUGCUUGGGCUGACAGUGGGCGCUUCCAGACAAGCCUUUUAAUGGCCAAUUGCUAUGUCUCCUUUACAUAAUUGUAUGGGGAUUCCAGGAAACAGCACGAGCCAGUUGGGAUUCUUCCAUUCUCUCCCUCCCCCCCCCUGCUUCCUCCAUCUUUCUUCUUGCCACAAAAAAACCCCGUGAAGGAGGGAAAGAGCACGAUAGCAGUGACAUCUCUCUGCAGGUGUGAACAAGAUAAAUUAUGAUUUAGUGCAUAGGCAUAGUGAGAUUUGCCCCUAGGGAAGAAGGCUGUCGUGUUGGGGAUUGCCCUCUCUGUUGUUAGUACAGUGGUACCUCAGGUUAAGUACUUAAUUCAUUCCGGAGGUCUGUUCUUAACCUGAAACUGUUCUUAACCUGAAGCACCACUUUAGCUAAUGGGGCCUCCUGCUGCCUUCGUGCCGCCGGAGCACGAUUUCUGUUCUUAUCCUGAAGCAAAGUUCUUAACCUGAAGCACUAUUUCUGGAUUAGCGGAGUCUGUAACCUGAAGCAUAUGUAACCUGAAGCGUAUGUAACCCGAGGUACCACUGUACAGUCAUACCUCGGGCUACAGAUGCUUCAGGUUGCGUUUUUUCGAGUUACAGACCGCUGAAACCCGGAAGUACUGGAACGGGUUACUUCUGCGUUUCGGUGGUCGCACAUGCGCAGAAGCGCUAAAUCUUGCUUUGUGCAUGCGCAGAAGUGCCGAAUCACAACCCACACGUGCGCAGACGCGCAGCUGCAGGUUGCGAACGCGGCGGGUUGCGAACGUGCAUCCCGCAUGGAUCACGUUCACAACCCAAUCGUCCACUGUAGUGCUGAACACACACACACACACUUUGAAUCCAAAUGUACAGGAUUGCUUCACCUUGCUUUUGUUCCUCUGGUGUCAAAAUUAAGCAUAGAAUCAUAGAGUUGUAGAGUUGGAAGGGACCCCUAGGGCAUUGAUGGCGAACCUUUUAGAGACCGAGUGCCCAAAUUGCAACCCCAAACCCACUUAUUUAUCGCAAAGUGCGAACAAGGCAAUUUCACCUGAAUUGGGGCAUAAUCUGCAAUAGCUUCCACUACUCUGACUCCUAUUUAGCCCUUAAGAAAAAAGGACCUGGUUACCAUAUAGCAUUGUAUCUGGGGAAUUUGUAUGAAGUCUAGGCAAGCUCUCUGCAUUGAAAGAGAAGAUGCCUAUAGAUCUUUUUGCCGUUCAUUAACCCAACAAUUAGAGGGAUGUGGGUGGCGCUGUGGUCUAAACCACAGAGCCUAGGGCUUGCCAAUCGGAAGGUCGGCGGUUCGAAUCCCCGCGAUGGGGUGAGCUCCCAUUGCUCGGUCCCAGCUCCUGCCAACCUAGCAGUUCGAAAGCACCUCAAAGUGCAAGUAGAUAAAUAGGUACCACUCCGGCGGGAAGGUAAAUGGCGUUUCCGUGUGCUGCUCUGGUUCACCAGAAGUGGCUUAGUCAUGCUGGCCACAUGACCCGGAAGGUGUCUGCGGACAAACGCCGGCUCCCUCGGCCUAUAGAGUAAGAUGAGCGCACAACCCCAGAGUCGUCCACGACUGGACCUAAUGGUCAGGGGUCCCUUUACCUUUACCUUUUACCCAACAAUUACCCAUUCUCACCACCAUUGUUUGCCUUCAAGAAGAUAAGUGUAGUUAAUAUAUUUUGACAUCACCACCACAAGACCGGGUUUGUCUUCUCUAUGACAUACUCGUCUUCUCUGUUAGGAUAAAAUACUUGUUUUUGCAGCAGCUGGAGCAGCUUUUAGAGAAAAUAAAUUCCAACAAUGUUUUCCCCACUCCCUCGCCCAGCCCCAACUGGCCCCUAUGCAGGGUGUCCGUCGUGGUCCUGGGUGGACCAUCAACACUCGGUUGAGCUCAUGAAAAAGUACGCAAACAAGUGGUAAGCGAUCAUGGCACGGCAAGACCGGUGGGGCAUGAAGCCCCGAUGUCGGGUGAGGGGCGAUGAGGAUGAGGCGGAGGCGGAGGCGGCCCUGCCUGGCUACUUGGCGCUGGAACAAAGUGGCUUCGUGAAGCUCGCCAGCAAUAAUAAUAAUAAUAAUAAUAAUAAUAAUAAUAAUAAUAUAAUUAUACCCCGCCCAUCUGGCUGGGCUUCCCCAGCCACUCUGUGCAGGUUCCAACAGAACACUAAAAUACAAUAACCUAUUAAACAUUAAAAGCUUCCCUAAACAGGGCUGCCUUCAGAUGUCUUCUAAAAGUCUGGUAGCUGUUGUUCUCUUUGACAUCUGGUGGGAGGGCGUUCUACAGAGUGGGUGCCACUACCGAGAAGGCUCUCUGCCUGGUUCCCUGUGACUUGGCUUCUGUCAGUGAGGGAACCACCAGAAGGCCCUUGGCGCUGGACCUCAGUGUCUGGGUAGAAUGAUGGGGGUGGAGAUGCUCCUUCAGGUUUACUGGACCAAGGCCAUCCUCCCCUGCCGGCUGCCGUGAAAUGCGUCCUGCCCUGUGCCUCCAUUGGCCCCGACCAGAGGGUGUGUAAACCUCAACAUCGCAGCAGGAAGAGGAAGAAGGCAGCUGCUCAGCUGACCAAGCUGAGCUGAGGACUUGACGCAUCGCCCUCACCUUCUGCCAGCUCUGUGCUGGGGUGACGGCUGCAUGCCCACGGAGAGGGCUUUGAGUGCCACUACUGCCCUAGUAGAGGUUUGCCACUAGUGCCCUAGGGUCAUCUAGGGUCCAACCCCCUGCAACGUGAGCUGGAAAGUGUACAUUUAUCAGGUGGGCUUGACAAUGUGGGUGUGCCUGCCCUGAUGACAUGCCUAUCAGCGCAUGGGAUUGUUGUAAACAAAAAUCUGCCCUUUUUUCCCUUAUGGGGUAUCCAAGAGCCCAUAUAGAGUCCUUACGUGGGUUCCCUAUUAGUAGGAGAAAAUAACAGAGGCCCACCAGAGAAUAUUGAGAAGCAAAGCAGCUAGUAAGCCUGAUCUUUAUUGAUCUGUUGCAACAGGGUCCUCACUCACCACAUGCAGGAGAGAGGAGGAACCCUGAACAAAGGUGUGCCUGCCCUUAUAUGUUGCUGUUGUUGUUUAGUCAUGUUGGACUCUUUGUGACCCCAUGGACCAGAGCACGCCAGGCACUCCUGUCUUCCACUGCCUCCCACAGUUUGGUCAAACUCAUGCUGGUAGCUUCGAGAACAAUAUCCAACCAUCUCGUCCUCUGCCAUCCCCUUUUCCUUGUGCCCUCCAUCUUUCCCAACAUCAGGGUCUUUUCCAGGGACUCUUCUCUUCUCAUGAGGUGGCCAAAGUAUUGGAGCCUCAGCUUCAGGAUCUGUCCUUCCAGUGAGCACUCAGGGCUGAUUUCCUUCAGAAUGGAUAGGUUUGAUCUUCUUGCAGUCCAUGGGACUCUCAAGAGUCUCCUCCAGCAACCCUUAUAUAGACAUUUUUAAUUCCCUGCCCUGGAGCUCAAGACCACCCCUCCAUACAUCAUACCUACAUCACAGAAAGAAAUCUGUUUAUCUACCGCAGAAAUCUGUUUAUCUCGUCUGACAGGUUACCUGUUUAAUGGUCACUUGACUGGAUUGCCUGGGGAGCCUGGCCAGUCUUUUGUAAUGAUAAAUACCGUAUUUUUCGCCCCAUAGGACGCACUGCCCUAUAGGACGCACCUAGGUUUUUUUUGGGGGGGGGGAAAUAAAGGGGAAAAAAAUUAUUUCCCCCCCAGGCACAGGGCUGGCGCGGGGGGAAGCCCGAGCUUCCCCCGACCCCAGCCCCCAGAACAGCCUGCUAUUUGCAAGCCUAGGGAGCCUCGCCGGUCUCCCCAGGAUUGCAGACAGCUGUGUGAAGCCCGGGCGUGCUCUUCAGCGCGCCCGAGGCUUCGGAAUGCAGGCAGCUCUGCGCAACCCUCCGGAGGCCGGCGCGGCUUGGCGCCGGGCUCCGGGGGGUCGCACAGAGCUUCCUGAAGCCUGUAUUCACCCCAUAGGACGCACCCACAUUUCCCCUUCAUUUUUGGAGGGGAAAAAGUGCGUCCUAUAGGGCGAAAAAUAUGGUACUUAGUUCCUGAGCCAGGUCACAGGUUCACACCCUAUUCAUAUCUUAAAUGUGCCCUUGAGACAGGAUUUGUGAAGGAAAAGACAAUGGGGAGGCUUUUCCAUUUUCCUUUGACUUUGCAUAGAAAGCAUCUGGUCAGUUUGGGAAUAAAAAAUGGUUUCAGGUCGGUCUUCCUGUGCUGAUCUAUGUACGUGCUUUGUUGGUACACUUAUGAACAUUUAACAUAUAUCUAAGACCUCAAAAUUCCUAUCACAGGAUAAAUAAUCAUAGAAAAAGAGGCACGCACACGUCAGCUUCCAUAGCACACUUAGAUAUCGAGCCUCCCUUGUGUGUUAAGGUGUGGUUUAUAUGGGUUGAAGACAACUCCCUAUUCCAUUCUUAAGUAAAGAAGUUGGGUUUCCAGGAUACAAGUCUGGGGCUUAAGAGUUGUGGCAUUGUUUCUCAGCUCUGAGUAACAGUUUUUAUUUAUUUAUUCAUUAUUAGAACUACAAUUUAUUACCUGUUGUUUACUCCAAGGUUCUGGGGCAGGUAACAAGGGAAACAUUUGGUGUUAGUCUCGUUCAUACCUGUGUUUAAAACCAAUUUGCUUAGAAGUCUCAUUUGUUACAUAAAUGUGCUCUGGAACGCAGCUGUGGUGACUCACGUCGUCACCUGUGUUGUUGGGGAAAGACCACUCCCAUUGAGGUAAAAUACCGUAUUUUUCGCUCUAUAAGACGCACCAGACCACAAGUCGCACCUAGUUUUUGGAGGAGGAAAACAAGAAAAAAAAUAUUCUGAAUCUCAGAAGCCAGAACAGCAAGAGGGAUCGCUGCACAGUGAAAGCAGCAGUCCUCUUGCUGUUCUGGCUUCUGGGAUAGCUGCGCAGCCUGCAUUCGCUCCAUAAGACGCACACACAUUUCCCCUUACUUUUUAGGAGGGAAAAAGUGAGUCUUAUAGAGCAAAAAUACAGUAGGUGCUAGCAGUGGGGAAGUACAACUUCCACAAAAGUUUUUAUUUGACAUAACUUACUUGAUUGAUUGAUUGAUUGAUUGAUUGAUUUCUUGUUUUUCACUGCUGCUUUUCCUUCAAAUGAAUCUCAAAGCAGCUUACCAACAAUAAAUAACAAUAUAAUAGGUAGAGCAUGAGACUCUUAAUCUCAGGAUCCUGGGUUCGAAUCCCAUGUUGGGUGAAGGAUUCCUGCAUUACAGAGGGUUGGACUAGAUCAGGGGUCAGCAAAUUUUCCCUGUCCCUCAGACCUUGUGGGGUGGGGGGGCGCCAGACUAUAUUUUGAAGAAGAAAAUGAACAAAUUCCUAUGCCCCACAAAUAACCCAGAGACGCAUUUUAAAUAAAAGGACACAUUCUACUCUCGUAAAAACACGCUGAUUCCCAGACCGUACGCGGGCCGGAUUUAGAAGGCGAUUGGGCCAGAUCCAGCCCCCGGGCCUUAGUUUGCCUACCCAUGGGUUAGAUGAUCCUUGUGGUCCCAUCCAACUCCAUUAUUCUGUGAUUCCAUGAUCACAAAUGCAGGAUAAAUCAUAUAAAAUAAUUAGCAAAUGAACACAAUUUUCCUGCCUCUAUUCACUAAACAUUUUCCUUUAAACGUAAGUUGUUCUUGUUCUCUUAUUUUAUAUGUUAGGUCCGCAAGCUGCGCAUAUUCCAUCAAUUUAAGUUGCCAAUCUUCCUUAGUUGGGACUUCGAUCGUUUUCCAUUUUGGGGCUAACAAAACAUGAGCCCAUAGAGUGGCAUACAUAAAUAACCUUUUCCAGCACCUGGGAAUUUCCGUCUGAGUUAUUCCAAACAAAAGGAACUCUGGUUUGUUUGUUUUUUAAAGUACUUAAAACCAUUUCCCCCCAUUCAUUAUGAAUUAUUUCCCAAUAUAGUCGUACCUUGGUUUUCGAACAGCUUAGUUCUCGAACGUUCUGGCUCCCGAUCGCCGCAAACACGGAAGUCCAUGUUCCGGUUUGCGAACCGUUUUUGGAAGCCGAACGUCCAACGGGCCUUCCGCAGCUUCCAAUUGGCUGCAGGAGCUUCCUACAGCCAAUCAGAAGCCGCGCUUUGGUUUCCAAAUGUUUUGGAAGUCGAACGGUACGACUGUACUCUUUUACCCUUUUCCAGGUCCACCACAUAUGAAAGAAUGUACCCUCAGUCUCAUUACAUCUCCAACGCUUACUCUCUUUCUGUCUUUACAGGGUAUGAGUGUGAGCCUUUCAAUAACCCAGCUGACUUCUUCCUGGACGUGAUCAAUGGUGACUCCACGGCUGUAGCUGCAAGCAAAUGUGGUCAGAAACUUAAGAAAACCGACGAUCAGGAGCACGUAGGUAAGAAGCUGACAUCGGGGGAGGUUCUUGAUCACCACUGGGGAUCUAGUACAGUGGUACAGUGGUGCCCCGCAAGAUGAAUGCCUCGCAAGACGACAAACUCGCUAGACGAAAGAGUUUUCCGUUUUUUGAGUGGUUCCGCAAUACGAAUUUCCCUAUGGGCUUGCUUCGCAAGACGAAACGUCUUGUGAGUUCUUGCGAGUUUAUUUCCUUUUUCUUAAAGCCGCUAAGGCGUUAAUAGCCGCUAAGUCGCUAAGCCGCUAAUAGCCGCUAAGCCGCUAAUAGCCGUGCUUCGCAAGACGAAAAAACCGCAAGACGAAGAGACUCGCGGAACGGAUUAAUUUCGUCUUGCGAGGCACCACUGUACCUCCAGUUUUGAAUGAGAUCCGUUCCGGAGGUCCAGCCACAUCCCGAGGAAUUCGCAACCGGAGGACUGUUUCUGCGCAUGCGCGCAUAGAGCACUUUUGUGCAUGUGCGAGCGGUGAAACCUGGAAAAAUACUUCUGGGUUUGCCGCUUUCACAACCCAAACUUUACGUUAUCCAAGGCUAACGUAAGCAGAGGGUCCACUGUACUAUAUUUCUGAAAAGCAUUCUAUUAUAUAGUCCUAAAAAACGGGGGAGAUGUGAGUGGCGCUGUGGUCUAAACCACAGAGCCUAGGGCUUGCCGAUCAGAAGGUCGGUGGUUCGAAUCCCCGCGACGGGGUGAGCUCCCGUUGUUCGGUCCCUGCUCCUGCCUACCUAGCUGUUUGAAAGCACGUCAAAGCGCAAGUAGAUAAAUAGGUACCGUUCUGGUGGGAAGGUAAAGGCGUUUCCGUGUGCUGCUCUGGUUUGCCAGAAGUGGCUUAGUCAUGCUGGCCACAUGACCCGGAAGCUGUCUGCGGACAAACGCCGGCUCCCUCUGCCUAUAGAGUGAGAUGAGCCUGCAGCCCCAGAGUCGUCCGUGACUGGACUUGACGGUCAGUGGUCCCUUUACCUUUACCUUUAAAAAACGGGGGGUGGGGUCCCUUUUUUGUUUUCCCCCAGAAACCAGUAAUGAAAAUGGCAUGGAAGAGGAAGGCGUGGAGAAGACACUGGUGGACUCCUUGCACGAGAAAUACCUCAGCUCCUCCCAGUACGAGAGCAUGAUGGAGCAGCUGAAGAAAUAUGAAAAUCUCCACGGGCUCCCUCAGAAGAAGCCGAAGCUGAAGAAUCAAGUGACCUAUGCCAACGGCUUCCUCACUCAGCUCUACUGGGUGUCUCAGCGCUCCCUCAAAAACCUCAUCCGAAACCCCCAAGCUUCUGUGGCGCAAGUAAGGAGCAGAACCGUCUGCUAUUGUGGACCCUCAAGUGAGAACGUCUGGUGUCAUAGCAGGGUGCUUGUGGCUGGAGGUCCUAGUCUAAAAACGAUAAACCUUCACCGGGGUCAGCUGGCUUCACAGUCCCGCUAAGGGUCCUUAUCUUCCCGGGACAGUCCCGGAUUUGCAGAAGCCCUCCCGGUUCCUGAUUUGAUCCCGGAAUGUCCCGCUUUUCCUUAGGACGUCCCUAUUUUCAUCAGGGAAAUGUUGGAGGGUAUGGUAGGACGUUCUUAUUUUUAUUGGAGGGCAUGCAGUUAUGCGACCCCCAAGCCAAUGAGAUACGUAGCUAUACAACCUUUAGAAGACAUCUGAAGGCAGCCCUGUAGAGAGAAGUUUUUUAAUGUUUAAUGUUUUAUGAUAAAAAAAAAAAUUUCUUCCAGUAGCACCUUAGAGACCAACUAAGUUUGUUAUUGGUAUGAGCUUUUGUGUGCAUGCACACUUCUUCACAUAUAUAAAAAUACUAUUAUGUUUUUAUAUACAGUGGUACCUCUGGAUGUGCACAGGAUCCGUUCCGGAGCCCCGUUCGCAUCCUGAGUAGAACGUAACGCGCGACUGCAUGUCUGCACGUCUGCACGUACAUGGGUCGCAUUUCGCCACUUCUGCGCAUUCGUGUGAUGCCAUUUUUGAGCAUCUGCGCAUGCGCGAGCGGCGAAACCCGGAAGUAACACACUCCAUUACUUCCGGGUCACCCGGAACUUGAAAACGCUCAACCUAAAGCACAUUUAACCCCGAGGUAUGACUGUAUGUUGGAAGCUGCUCAGAAUGGCUGGGGCAAGCCAGCCAGAUAGGCAGGGUAAAUAAUAAUAAUAAUAAUAAUAAUAAUAAUAAUAAUAAUAAUAUAGAUGUCUUUAUUUUCAUUGGAGAAAUAUUGGAGGGCAUGGCUUCAGUGGCACUGAACUGACCUUAAACAAAAAUAUUCUAACUCGGCUGGUUGGUUUUAACUGUUUUUUGGAUGGGAUUCAAACAUACUCAGUAAGCCCACAACUUACAUGCAUUUGACCUGUGCGCAUUCAGCUGUACACACAUGGCAAAAAAUUACAAAAAUAUUUAACGGGAACGGGGUUCCAGGAAAAAUGACUUUGGCAAUCCCAUCCACCAUUAUGUCUUGACUAUGCAUGAUUUUGGCUUUUGGCGCAAUCCCCAGAAUGUAACAGCAGUGUAAGCUGUGGGCUCACUGUAUUGGCAAAUCCAGCUUGCUAAAUUAUAGCAGGUGGGGAGGUCUUGCACAACUAACCCCCUUCCUUAAAAGACUGGACUGUUUGCAGCAAGGAAAGUGAUGGGCAAAGAGCACUUGAAAGGGUAGAUAGAGUUGCCAUAUGGCGGAAGUGAUGUGCAGGAGGGAAUUUUCUGGAUUUUCGCAUUUUUUCCAGAAAAAGCUCAACAACCGUGGCGUUUUCCUAAAACAAGCCCAACAACUUUGGGGAUUUUCUUUUUUAAAAGGACAACAAAUUUGUCUGUGCCAGAUUUUCACUUCUUGAAACAUGGCAACCCUAGCUUGUGUUGAUGCGGCAACAUCUCAUCUCCCUUCAAGCAAAUCGAAAUGCAUGCUCAAUAAGCAGGCAGUGGCGUUGCAACGGGUGGGGGGGGAGGGGGCUGUGCGCCCUGGGUGCCAUGUCUGGGGGGGUGACAAGAAGGCAACCCGCAGGGGAUCGCCCUGCCGCCGUGGUGCGAGCAGCCACCGCGCCGCCGUUGCCGCAUGUGGAGGAUCCUCCGUUCGUGGCUGCAGCCACGAGCAGAGGAUCCCAGCGCCGGCGGCAAACCACUAUGUACAGCGUAUAUGUGGCGUCACAUGCAUGCACGGUAUGUAACAACGCCACACAUGCGCUGUACAUUGCGGUUUGCCGCCGGCACCGCUGGAGCACUGUACGGACGGCGUUGGGAUCCCUCUGUCGCCACUACAGCCGCAUAUAGAGGGUGCUCUGUUCGCGGCUGCAGCCGCAAACAGAGGAUGUCAGUAUCAUCCGUACAGCGCGGGAGCGCCGGCAGCAGCAAACCGCUAUGUACAGUGCAUGUGCAGCGGUGCUAUGUACAGCGCAUGCGCCGUACAUAGUGAUGCUGCUAAUAAUAAUAAUAAUAAUAAUAAUAAUAAUUUUAAUUUAGUAUACCCCUCCCUCCCCAGCCAAGACCGGGCUCAGGGCAGCUAACAACCAAUAAUAAAAACAAGUUGAUUAAAAUACAAUUUAAAAGAUUAAGAUACACAUUAAAACAUUAGGAUACAGUCUCUUCAUAGGAGGAGAAAGGAAAAAGAGAGAGGGGGAGGGAAUCAAACUGGCUCCAAGCCAAAGGCCAGGUGGAACAACUAUGUCUUGCAGGCCCUGUGGAAAGAAAUCAGAUCCUGCAGAGCCCUGGUCUCAUGAGGCAGAGCGUUCCACCAGGCUGGAGCCAGUGUUGAGAAGGCCCUGGCUCUGGUUGAGGCUAAUCUGACUUCCUUAGGGCCUGGGACCACCAGGGUGUUGCUAUUUAUGGACCUUAAGGUCCUCCAUGGGGCAUACUGGGAGAGGCGGUCCCGUAGGUACGAGGGUCCUAAUCAAAUCAAAUCAAAUCAAAAUGCAUGCUCAAUAAGCAGGGAGUGGCAUCACAACGGGGGGGCGGUGCGCCCUAGGUGCCGUGUCUGGGGGGGGGGUGUGACAAGAAGUCAACCCGCGGGGGCUCGCCCUGCCGCGAGCAGCCAUCGCGCCGCCAUUGCCGCAUGUGGAGGAUCCUCCGUUCGUGGCUGCAGCUGUGAGCAGAGGAUCCUAGCGCCAGCAGCAAACCGCUAUGUGCAGCGCAUGUGCAGCGUCGCAUGCACUGUAUGUAACAACACCGCACAUGCGCUGUACAUUGCGGUUUGCCACCGGCGCUGCUGGAGCACUGUACGGAUGGCGUUGGGAUCCUGCUGUCGCCACUACAGCCGCAUAUAGAGGAUCCCAGCACUGUCCGUACAGUACAGGAGCGCCUGCAGCAGCAAACCGCUAUGUACAGCGCAUGUGCGGUGGCACUAUGUACAGCGCAUGCAUCGUACGUAGCGACGCCGCACAUUAUAAUGAUAAUAAAUUUUUAUUUAUACCCCACCCUCCCCAGCCAUGACCGAGCUCAGGGCGGAUAAAAACCAAUAAUAAAAACAAGUUGAUUAAAACACAAUUUAAAAGAUUAAGAUACAACAUUAAAACAUUAGGAUACAGUCUCUUCAUAGGAGGAGAAAGGAAAAAGAGAGAGGGGGAGGGAAUCAAACUGAUUCUAAGCCAAAGGCCAGGUGGAACAACUCUGUCUUACAGGCCUUGCGGAAAGAAAUCAGAUCCCGCAGGGCCCUGGUCUCAUGAGACAGAGUGUUCCACCAGGCUGGAGCCAGUGUUGAAAAGGCCCUGGCUCUGGUUGAGGCUAAUCUAACUUCCUUAGGGCCCGGGACCACUAGGGUGUUGCUAUUUAUGGACCUUAAGGUCCUCCGUGGGGCAUACCAGGAGAGGCAGUCCCGUAGGUAGGAGGGGCCCUACGUAUCGAUGCCUCGCCCCCGGUGUUACAACGCCUUCGUUCGCCCCUGUAAACCUGUUAUCUGAAAGCACCCUGAACUAAUUCCGAGCCUGUGGAUAUCAUUGCCUUCCUUGUUUGUUUUGUUCAGGAUGGUCAGAUACCCUUUGACCGUUGCAUUCUGUUGCUGUGCCAGUGGACGGGUACAUAAUUAAUCUCUUUUUCCUUUCCCACAUUCCAGGUCCUUGUGACAGUUGUCCUGGCACUGAUCGUGGGGGCCAUUUUCUUUGGUGUAAAACUUGAUCAAAGCGGCAUUCAAAACCGGUAAUCCCUGAUGCUUUUCUCGAGGUUUAUUUUCCAUGAUAUCAUUAUUAAUUUUUAAAUAACUUUUGUUAGUUUUACAUCUAAUCACAUUGGCUCAUAUAUAAUUGGCUCAUAUAUAAUUGGCUCAUAUAGAAUCACUUUGGCUCAACUGAGCCAUUUUAGGUAAUGGUAUAACAAGAAUAGGAAAGGGAGUAAAAAGCAAAGAUGCAAAAAUUAAUUUUGUAAACCUUUAGCCGGGAGAGAGGGAAGUUGUUCCCUGCCUCCCGGCUAAUGGUUUGCAAAAUUACCGUAUUUUUCACUCUAUAGGACGCACUUUUUCCCCUCCAAAAAUUAAGGGGAAAUGUGUGUGCGUCCUAUAGAGCGAACGCAGGCUGCAUGGCUAAGCCCAAAGCCAGAACAGGGAGACGGAGCGCUGUUCUAGCUUGGGGUUAGCUGUGCAAAGCCUCCGCAAGGCAGCGGGGUGAAGGCACCCCGCUGCUCUGCGGAGGCUUCAAAGGCUGUGCUCUGGGGGCUUCAGGCAGCUAUCCGCAAGCCUUUGGAGCACGGCAGGAGUUCCCGCUGCCUCCAAAGGCUUGCAGAUGGCCGCCUGAAGCCUGGAGAGCGAGAGGGGUCGGUGCACACCGAUCCCUCUUGCUCUCCAGGCUUCGCUUCGCUGGAGAGGUGCUGCACAGUUUUCCCUCUCUGCGCAGCACCCCUUCAGUGAAGUGGGAGGAGAAAUGGAAGGGGCUCCGUUUCUCCUGCCGCUUCGCUGAAGGGGCGCUGCGCAGAGAGGGGGAGAAUUUUUUUUUUCCUGUUCUCCUCCUCCUAUGGUCCGGUGCGUCCUAUGGUCCGGUGCAUCCUAUAGAGCGAAAAAUAUGGUAAUUUCCUUUUUAUUUUUGGAGUUGAAACAAACGCAGCCAUAUGACCUAUGAGCAGUUCUUGAAAAGAUGCUCUAACGUACCCUACUCUAAGGUCAAGAGCUAUCUCAGUUUAACAGCAGAAAACCACGGUGACUUGCCUGCAUAAGAAAUAAUAUGUGUUCCUACCAUAGGGUUCAGUGAUCCUACAGAAAGCUUCCGAAGCAGUUAAUGAAGGUAGCUGCCUUACUUUUGGUUGCUUCUUUCAGAGUUGGAUCUUUGUUUUUCGUAACCACAAACCAGUGCUUCUCCAGUGUGUCGGCAAUCGAGCUGUUUAUCAGGGAUAAGAAGUUGUUUGUGUAAGUAUCAAACCUCCUCUAAGGAAAUGGGGAGGCAGCAGGGAAGGGCAGAUGGAUUUGUUAGUGGAAAAGAGGGGCUGGUUGAUAUGAUACAAUAAUCUUUAUUGUCAUUGUCCCAUGCAGAACAACGAAAUUGAAAAAAAUCUACUUCAGACAUUCAAAAACCAACAAGCCUGCUAUCCCAGCUAUCCCAGCCUGGUUAGCCCCCUAAAAACUCUGAUACCCCAUAAUUAAAUAUAAUAUACUCCAACAGAGACUACCCUAAGGUAAAGGUAAAGGGACCCCGGACCAUUAGGUCCAGUCGUGGCCGACUCAGGGGUUGCGCUACUCAUCUCGCUUUAUUGGCCGGGGGAGUUGGCAUUUGUCUGCAGACAGCUUCUGGGUCACGGGGCCAGCAUGACUAAGCCGCUUCUAGCAAACCAGAGCAGCACACGGAAACGCCGUUUACCUUCCCACCGGAGCGGUACCUAUUUAUCUACUUGCACUUUGACGUGCUUUCGAACUGCUAGGUUGGCAGGAGCAGGGACCGAGCAAUGGGAGCUCACCCCGUCACGGGGAUUCAAACUGCCAACCUUCUGAUUGGCAAGCCCUAGGCUCUGUGGUUUAACCCACAGCGCCACCCGCGUCCCAGAGACUACCUUACACUGCAUUUAAAACCAAAAUCGCAUUUGGAUAAAAACUGUUUCUCAGACAGCUAGUCCUGGUCUUUAUAACCCUGUACCUUCUUCCAGAAGGCAGAAGCUGAAAGAGGUCAUUUCCGGGGUGCCUACUAUCCUGCACUAUUUCUGCAGCUUUCUUAUGACACCUGGAAGCCUAGAUUUUAUAGAAUUGUAACGUUGGAAGGGACCCUGAGGAUCUUCUAGUCUGACCCCCUGAAUCCAGCUGUCCCAUAUGGGGAUUGAACCCGCAGCUUUGGCACUAUCAGCGCCGUGCUCUAACCAACUGAGCUACCCCGUUUCCUUGAAAUAAGUUCCUUUUUUAAUUUCUAGCGUCUGGGAUAAUGCAAAACCCUAGGCCAGGAGUCGGCAAAGUUUUUGUGGCUUGGGGCUGUUCAUGGUCUCGCAGAUGCCGCUGUGGGCAGUAGUGUGGGCAGUAGUAGUUGGCUUCCUGCAGCCAAUGGGAAGCCUGCCAGCGUUGCGGAAGGUGGUCCCCGCUCUGCUCUGUGUCGAUUUAGCACGACAUACGGGAGCCGGCCAAGUGGGAGGCAGGGGUCCAUGGGCCGGUUAAACAACCCCCAUGGGCCACUUGUGACCCAUGGGCCUUGGGUUGCUGACCCCUGCCCUAGGCCUAGUUCGCACUGAGGUGGUAAAUCCGUGGGCUGAAUCCCUUCAGAGUGUAGUCCUUCCCAGUGCUUUUUUUCUUUAAAAAAUGUUUAGGGGUACAGUGGACGCUCAGGUUGUGAACGGGAUCUGUGCGGGAUGCACAUUCGCAACCCGCAGUGGCACAUCUACACACACACGGGUUGCGAUUCGGCACUUCUGCGAAUGCGCAAAGCGCGAUUUAGCAGUUCUGUGCAUUCGUGACCCCCGAAACCCGGAAGUAACCCAUUCCGGUACUUCCAGGUUUCGGCGGUCCAUAACCCAAAAAAAUGCAACCUGAAGCAGCUGUAACCCAAGGUAUGACUGUACAGUGGUACCUCGGGUUACAUACACUUCAGGUUACAUACGCUUCAGGUUACAGACUCCACUAACCCAGAAAUAGUGCUUCAGGUUAAGAACUUUGCUUCAGGAUGAGAACAGAAAUUGUGCUCCGGCGGCGCAGCAGCAGCAGGAGGCCCCAUUAGCUAAAGUGGUGCUUCAGGUUAAGAACAGUUUCAGGUUAAGUACAGACCUCUGGAACGGAUUAAGUACUUAACCCGAGGUACCACUGUACUACACUCUGUAUUCAUUCAAUACAGCAUGUCGUUUGCCCUGUAUUUCCGCUCUGCUGUGUGCCUCGGACGUGACUUCUGGUGUUUCACGAGGCACCAGAAGUUGCGUUGGGGGCCAUGCGGUGUGGGUGCUGGGCACCCACCCAAAAAAUUUGGUGGGUGCUCAAGCACCCAGAGCCCCCUAGAGAUGGCACCGUUGGAGGGCAGGGGAGAAGAUGAGGGUGAAGGAGACUGAGCGGAGAUAUGAUAGACAUCUUCAAGUAUCUGAAGGGCUGUCACAUGGAGGAGGGAACAAGCUGGUUUUCUUCUGCCCUGGAGUGUGGGACCAGAACCCAUGGCUUCAAGUUACAAGAAAGGAGAUCCCAACUAAACAUCAGGAAGAACUUCCUGACAAUAAGAGUUGUUCAAUAGUGGAAUGGUCUCCCUUGAGAGGUUGUGAACUCUCCUUCCUUGGAGGUUUAGAAGCAGAGGUUGGGUAGCCAUCUAUCAUAGAUGCAUGCAUGACCCCUGAAACCCGGAAGUAACCCAUUCCGGUAUUUCCAGGUUUCGGCAGUCCAUAACCUGAAAAAACGCAACCUGAAGUGUCUGUAACACGAGGUAUGACUGUACUCUCAUUCUGUCUGAGACUCAGGAAACACCAGGACAGGAAAUAAGGCUGCGGUUGGGGGUAGCAACGGAAGUGACAAUUCACCGUGCUAUUCAACAGAACGGAUGAUUCACCCUUUCCCUGACAUCUAAUGCUUUAUGUUGAGAUGCCUGCAUUUGCAGGGGCUUAAAUGAGAUGACUCUCAGGGUCCUUUCCAACUCUCUUUUACUCUCGCAAGAUGGAAUGUACAGUGGUACCUCAGGUUACAUACGCUUCAGGUUACAUACGCUUCAGGUUACAGACUCCGCUAACCCAGAAAUAGUACCUCGGGUUAAGAACUUUGCUUCAGGAUGAGAACAGAAAUCGUACUCCGGCGGCACAGCGGCAGCAGGAGGCCCCAUUAGUUAAUGUGGUCUUCAGGUUAAGAACAGUUUCAGGUUAAGAACAGACCUCCGGAACAAAUUAAGUACUUAACCCGAGGUACCACUGUAUUGCCCUCGGCUGUACUUGAGGGACGAUUCCAACAGAUUCCACACAAAAACGCUUAUGUCCCUGUGGAGAUGGCAGUCCCGAAUCAGUGGCGCAUGCCCUUCUGGCUUGCCCUCUUUAUAAAGGCUUGAGGAAUGAGAUUAUCACCCUUCUUUUAUUGUCCAUUCCGGGUCGCCCAACCACUGCCACAAUGUCCUUUCUCUUGGCAGAUCAAGAUGAGCGGGUGACAGCAAAGGUUGCAAGGUUUUAAGCUGGGGCAAUCAGAAUAAGACCCACUAUUUGACUGUUGAUUCAGGACCCUAAAGUGUAUAAUUGACUUUAUAAUUUCUAUUCUUUAUAUAUUGUAUUGUUGUUUUAUUGCUAUGGCCGAUGGCUGAAGCAAAUAAAGGUUCAUUCGUUCCUUCAUUCAUUUCCUCCCAACUCUAUACUCUAUGAUUCUAUGAGUUAGUAGGAAGUUUCAAAGCACAGGGGGUGGCUAACCUCAUUUGGGCUGAGGGCUGCACUCACCCAUGGCCAAUCCUCCAGGAAUUGCAUAUAAAAAUGGGUGUGGUUGAAGUUUAUAAGCAGGCAUGACCAUUUUUUUAUAUAAAAAGGGGGGGUGUAAAAAAAACAAAAACCUUUUGGGAGUACAGUACAGUGAUACCUGGGGUUAAGAACUUAAUUCGUUCCGGAGGUCCGUUCUUAACCUGAAACUUUUCUUAACCUGAGAUACCACUAAUGGGGCCUCCCGCUGCCACCACACCGCCACCAUGCGAUUUCUGUUAUCAUCCUGAAGCAAAGUUCUUAACCCGAGGUGCUAUUUCUGGGUUAGCGGAGUCUGUAACCUGAAGCGUAUGUAACCUGAAGCGUCUGUAAUACGAGGUACCACUGUACAGUGGUACCUUGGUUGUCAAACUUAAUCCAUUCCAGGAGUUGUUCGACUCCCAGAACAGUUUGAAAACCCAGGCGUGGCUUCCGAUUGGCUGCAGGAGCUUCCUGCACUCAAUCAGAAGCCUCGUCAGACGUCCGGCUUCGCUUCCAAAAAACGUUCACAAACCGGAACACUCACUUUCAGGUUUGUGGCGUUCAGGAACCGAUUUGUUCAGGAGCCAACAACCAAAGUACCACUGUAUUGCAGCUGGAAACAUAUGGGAGCAGUGAACAGUUCUCAGUAUGUUAACUACAUACUGUCAGUUCACAUCCCAUGUGGACCACUGCAGUGUGAGAACAGCGCAAGUAGAAUACCCUUCACUGAUAAAGCAUGGAAAUCCAUCAAAGAGCUGCGCCGAGUCUGGUAAAGCCUGAUGUGAUAAUUGGUCCUUGACUUCUUGGAAGCAAAUCCCAUUAGCUCAUGAAAAUGGAAUUUCUGUAGCUCUGGGCAGUAUUUCAACACUAGCGUGAGUUUGAGAAAACUAUGUAGAGGAUCAGAACACACACGUACCAAAGCUGAGCAGGUCUAGUGGUGAUGUUUCCAUGAGGGAGAUUGCUUGGGAAUGCUGAGAAUGUCUCCUUGAGCUCCAUGUCAGGAAUGAAAACUUAGAAGUGAUUGAGUCCUGACCGUGUAUUUAUAAACAUGUACGUUUUAUAAUUAAUAUCACUAGAGGGAUUGCAACUCCAGCUGAAGAGAAGAGAAUCAUUUAUUUGUUAGAAGUGAGCAGGAGAUAUAUUUCAUUAAGCAAGACAGAGCAUCAGUGGCAGAUGUGAAACUCUGAGUCUGAUAAAAUUUUGACAGUGGAACAGACUCCCUUCAUUGGAGGUUUUUAAGGAGAUGUUGGACAUCCAUCUUUAAUUGAGGCUUUAGUUGAGAUUCCUGCAUUGCAGGGAGUUGGACUCAAUGAUCCAACUCUGUUGGAACUCCGUUCCAAGUUCUGUGAUUCUAUGAAAUGGUUCCUUUCUGUUCUCCUAAUUUUGCUGUUGUUUAGUCGUUUAGUCGUGUCCGACUCUUCGUGACCCCAUGGACCAGAGCAAGCCAGGCACUCCUGUCUUCCACUGCCUCCUGCAGUUUGGUCAAACUCAUGUUCGUAGCUUUGACUGUCCACUGACCAACCAUCUCGUCCUCUGUCUUCCCCUUCCCUUGUGCCCUCAAUUUUUCCCAACAUCAGGGUCUUUUCCAGGGAGUCUUCUCUUCUAAUGAGGUGGCCAAAGUAUUUUCCUUAUUAGGUAAAGGUAAAGGGACCCCUGACCAUUAGGUCCAGUCGUGGCCGACUCUAGGGUUGCGGCGCUCAUCUCGCUUUAUUGGCUGAGGGAGCCGGCGUACAGCUUCCGGGUCAUGUGGCCAGCAUGACUAAGCCGCUUCUGGCGAACCAGAGCAGUGCACGGAAACACCGUUUACCUUCCCACCGGAAGGUAUUUAUCUACUUGCACUUUGAUGUGCUUUCGAACUGCUAGGUUGGCAGGAGCAGGGCCCGAGCAACGGGAGCUCACCCCGUCGCGGAGAUUUGAACCGCCAACCUUCUGAUCGGCAAGCCCUAGGCUCUGUGGUUUAACCCACAGCGCCACCUGCAUCCCCUAUUUUCCUAAUAAGCAAGUCCUUAAAUUUCUUUUAUCAUGUGUGUACCUUUCCAGUAAGCCAUGUUCUUUCCUGUCCUCACAGCCACCAGUAUACCAGCGGAUAUUACAGAGUCUCUGCAUAUUUCCUUGCCUUGAUGAUCGGAGACCUGCUACCCAUGAGGACCAUGCCUGCAAUCAUAUUUUCAUGUAUAAGCUACUGGAUGAUUGGUAAAUAAUAAUCUGUAUUUUUGUACGCUGUCAUACCAAGGAACAGGUCAACCUCAUGCUUCCUUGCUGGGACUCUUCAUAUGCACAGAGGCCUCAGCAGAGGAAAAUAUCUCUGUGCAAGCCAUACCUCUAGCCUGCGCUAUUAACCAUUUCCAUUAUUUUAUAAAAAGUUUGUUAUCUUGAUUUCUUAUUUUUCCAGUAACUUUCCCCAUUUCCCCAUAUUCCAUCGGUUUUCGUAUUCAUUCUUUUUUUGCUGGGACUUCAUCUUCUUCUUUCCAUUUUUGAGCAAGUAACAUUCUUGCCGCUGUAGUAAAAAAGGUAAAGGGACCCCUGACCAUUAGGUCCAGUUGUGGCCGACUCUGGGGUUGCAGCGCUCAUCUCGCUUUAUUGGCCGAGGGAGCCGGCGUACAGCUUCCAGGUCAUGUGGCCAGCAUGACUAAGCCACUUCUGGCGAACCAGAGCAGCGCACGGAAACGCCGUUUACCUUCCCGCCGGAGUGGUACCUAUUUAUCUACUUGCACUUUGACAUGCUUUCGAACUGCUAGGUUGGCAGGAGCAGGGACCGAGCAACGGGAGCUCACCCCGUUGCGGGGAUUCGAACCGCCGGCCUUCUGAUCGGCAAGUCCUAGGCUCUGUGGUUUAACCCACAGUGCCACCCACGUCCCACUGGCCGCUGUAGUAGCAUACAUUAAUAAGUUUCUGUACAGUUUGGGUAGUUCUGUCCCUAUAAUUCCUAAAAUGAAAGCUUCUGGGUUUGUUUGUUUUUAGAAAUAUCCUUUCCAGUCUUCUACUUCGUGAUUUGAUUGUUCAUUGCACCUAUCCUCUUCCUGUUUUCAGGCUACCAGGCUGAUGCGGGCCGAUUCUUCUUCUUCAUGCUGACUCUUGUGCUGUUGUGCUACACAUCCACCUCAAUGGCCCUCGCAAUCUCCGCAGGGAUGGACGUAGUAGCCAUUGCCAACUUACUUAUCACCAUCUGCUUUGUCUUCAUGCUGGUGAGUCUUGCGUGUGUCACGUAGGCUUGGGAUCAGCUCUACAUCAGCCUCUGCGAUGAGGCUACAUUUUAAUAUCUUAAUGUUUCAAUAUUUUAAUGUUGUAUUUUAAUUUUGUUUUUAAGUUGUAUUCAUUCAACUUAUUUUUAUUAUUGCUUGUUAGCCGCCCUGAGCCGGCCUUGGCUGGAGAGGGCGGGGUAUAAAUAAAAAUUAUUAUUAUUAUUAUUAUUAUUACUACUACUACUACAACCAUGACUGCCUUUUUCUGCUGUUCCAUAUUUUGGAAGGUUCAAUCCCAGAUCCUGACCUCCCGCAAUCCCACCGCUGCUCGUGCGAUAAAAGGAGUUGUUGCUGAAUGGGCGGAGGUGUUACGAUGGGUAGUUGCCUCGGGGCCUAAUUCUUUAAAUUGUGAAUUUAUUCGCACUGUUUCUCUCUCUCCAAAUUCCAGAUAUUUUCUGGCUUGCUGGUGAACCUUCCCACCGUCAUGGGUUGGCUGAACUGGUUGAAAUAUUUCAGCAUUCCCAGAUACGGCCUCACGGUGAGUAUGCUAUAGUUAACAUAGAUUGGGGAGGACCCCUCUAAACCCUAGAAAUUAAUAAAUGGUAAGAUUUUGAUUGGUUGGGAUAUUGAUGGAAGUACAAGCUGCAGGACUGCACCAGACAAGGAAUCCUUGGGAUGGCUUAUACAAAGCAGCCUGGCUUGUCUUCUGUUUACAUGACAAAAGGGGUUGAUGGGGAGACAGAUGUUGGCAAGGUCAUGGGGUAUGUGUUUGAAGUGACAGGAAGAGAGAGUUUUUAGCAGGGGGUUCUGGGAAGAAGAAGAAGGAAGAAGAAAGACUGGGAUCCAUCUUGGGCAGGCUGGCUGAAGGCUGGCUGGGUGUGCUGGUCCCGUGGGCUAACCGAGAGGCGAGAUCCGAGUCCAGUCCAAGGUCAAAGGUGCAGUAUGGAGGCAGUCCGUAAAAGUUGAAGCUGGAUGCAGGGCAGGUAGUCAGGUGAGGUCAGGAGCUCCGGCAGGAUAGCAGGACAGGGUUCAGGCAGGAACUGACAACCAAUGAAGUUGCUCCCACAACUUGAGACUGAGGCUGGCUGGCUUUUAUCUGCCCCGAGGCACAGGGCAGCCCCAAUCCUCAGGUGACUCGCCUCUCUUGGCCUGGAGGCGAGCACUCCUCCUGUGGGAACUUAGUUCCCUCCGCCUCUCUGCCCUGAGCCUCUGCAGUUCAGGAGAGGCUGGAGGGUUACCGGACCCAGAGGCAACCUCAGCUUCCCCUGACUGGGCUGAGAGUGGAGCACCUGCAGGCAAUGGGUCCUCCAUCAUCUCAGGAGCCAGUUAAGACUCAGCUGGUGCCUGCACCUGAGGAUCCAGCACAGGUGAGGACCCUUCAGGCUCAAGCCCCAGCCCCGGCUCAGCUGGUUCUGGAGGCGGGGACUCCUGUGCAGGCUGGGAUUCCUCAGGUUUAGCCUCCGAGUCCGAAUCCCAGGCCAUCACACUGGGAGAGAUGCCUUAGACUCUAGGGAUGCAUGGCUACAUUGGGCAGCUUCUGUGCAUCAGAUGAGCCUCAAGUUAAAUAUCAGAUGCACUUAAAUAUAAACAGUUGUUGAGAAAGCCACUCCUUCUUAAGCAGGAUUUUCAGAAGAGAAUCGUGAUUGUUACGGCCCUUGAUUAAAAGUGUGGUUUUUUCACAAAAUAAGGUCACGGCUGUUUUUAAACCUAUUUCCAAAGGAGCAACCUGAACAAUAAAUAAAAUAUUGAUACUUGUAAGCUGGUGAAGUCAUGAAACUCUGUGUAGGCAUAUUUGCUGUUGACAAAGUUGCACAGAUUAUGAAGUUAAUAGACUAUGCAGAACUAGAUAAACUAACAGGAAGGAUUUGAAACCGGAGGGACCAGAAAUUCACGGAAGACUGGAGUAAAUUUACGGACUAUUUGAAAAGUAUUUGUGAAGAUCAGACGACGUUUGUAGGUUUGCAAGAAGUUUUGUGAGGAGUAUGAUUGGAAGUAAAGGCAAUAUAAAGUUAAGAAAUGCAUAAGAAGUGGUUAAAAUGGUGGAUCAUCAGAGGUUCUGAUGGAAGUCUAAAAAGAUUGUAUAAGUGAUAAGUUUCGUGGUACAUUUAUAUGUUAAAAUCAAUAAAAAUUAUUUUUUUUAAAAAAGACAAAGUUGCACAGAUUGACCAUGGCUGUAUUAAAAUCAGCAAAUAUUCAGUUGUUACAACAAGCUGGUUUGGAGAUUCUCUUUUUGGUACUAUUGCGGCUCUAUUUUGCUCUCUGGCUUCCUACACAGGCCCUUGAAGUCAACGAGUUUAGAGACCUGCGUUUCUGUGCAAACGCCACAGAAUCCUUUCCAUUGCAAAGCUGUCCCCCAAGUUCUCCUCAGACCAGAGAAAUGUGAGUAUCUCAGCUGGAGGUGGGUGGAGCACAUACAUUCUCUUCCAGAAGAAUUACUAUCCUCGUCAGUUUGGGGUUGCUCCCUAAGAAAAACUCUUCCUAAAUCAUGUCAUAUGCAUGUCAUGGUUCUUCACAAUUCUACUGAAAACUGGUCAUUUAUUUCCAGUAACAGAAGAACAGUCCCUCUCAUCAAGGUCCCAUAUAAAGAACCCAGAAACCAAACUCACAAAGAAUUUCCCUCCUAAAGCCACUGUGUGCUUGUACAAAAUAUUUCAGUUCCCCUAAGCCACAUCCUUGUGUGUCGAUUACUACAUUUUGGCUACAGAAGGCUCCUCAACAUUCAACAUGCGGGUGGCGCUGCGGUCUAAACCACAGAGCCUAGGGCUUGCCGAUCGGAAGGUCAGCGGUUUGAAUCCCCGCGACGGGGUGAGCUCCCGUUGUUCAGUCCCUGCUCCUGCCAACCUAGCAGUUCGAAAUCACGUCAAAGUGCAAGUAGAUAAAUAGGUACCGCUCUGGCGGGAAGGUAAACGGUGUUUCCGUGCGCUGCUCUGGUUUGCCAGAAGCGGCUUAGUCAUGCUGGCCACAUGACACGGAAGCUGUCUGUGGACAAACGCCGGCUCCCUCGGCCUAUAGAGCAAUAUCAGCACUGCAACCCCACAGUCGUACUCGACUGGACCUAAUGGUCAGGGGUCCCUUUAAGCUACAUCCUUGUGUGCCGAUUACAGUGGUACCUUGGGUUAAGUACUUAAUUCGUUCCGAAGGUCCGUACUUAACCUGAAACUGUUCUUAACCUGAAGCACCACUUUAGCUAGUGGGGCCUCCUGCUGCCGCUGCGCCACCGGAGCCCAAUUUCUGUUCUCAUCCUGAAGCAAAGUUCUUAACCUGAAGCACUAUUUCUGGGUUAGCAGAGUCUGUAACCUGAAGCGUAUGUAACCUGAAGCGUAUGUAACCCGAGGUACCACUGUACUACAUUUUGGCUACAGAAGGCUCCUCAACAUUCCUGAUCCACAAUGUACCGGAUCCAAUUUGUGCCUAAGAUAUUCAUAACAGACUUAUUUCAGUUGGACCAACAAAGCAUGACACAUUCGUAUUUCACUAGAAGAAGCUGGUAUGUCUGUCUCAGCCUAUGUGUGUGCAUACAGCAACGUGGCUCAGUGUGCCAGGGAAAUGGCUCAGUUGGUUAAAGCAUGGCGCUGAUAACACCAGGGUUGCAGGUUCGAUCCCCCUAUGGGACAGCUGCAUUGCAGGGAGUCAGAAUAGAUGUUCCUCAGGGUCCCUUCCAACUCUAUUAAAUAGUUAAAUAGUGGGAAUGAUGGACGAAGGGCACAGCUCUGUAGAUUCAUAGCUCUUUAUUACAGCAGUUAGAACUGUUCCUGGAGUCAGACUGACUGGAGCCAAGCUGGCUGCUUUAUAUAAUAAAGGUAAAGCUGCCCCUGACCAUCAGGUCCAGUUGUGACCGACUCUGGGGUUGCAGCGCUCAUCUCACUUUAUUGGCCGAGGAAGCCGGCGUACAGCUUCCGGGUCAUGUGGCCAGCAUGACUAAGCCACUUCUGGCAAAACCAGAGCAGCGCACGGAAAUGCCGCUUACCUUCCCGCCGGAGUGGUACCUAUUUAUCUACUUGCACUUUGACCUGCUUUCGAACUGCUAGGUUGGCAGGAGCAGGGAACGAGCAACGGGCGCUCACCCCGUUGGGGAAUUCGAACUGCCGACCUUCUGAUCGGCAAGUCCUAGGCUCUGUGGUUUAACCCACAGCGCCACCUGCGUCCCCUGCUUUAUGUAAUACUAAGUAACUUGUAACAGUAACAACUCCCAACUAGCUAACCAAUCAGCGAGCUACAGUUAUCAAUCCUUCAUUUGCAUACUGGUGGCACUGAGUGCAAACUGCAGCUAAUCUUAAUACAUAAUACUAUGAUUCUAUGAAUUCAAUGGAAAAGGGUCUAAUUCUUCUCCCGGUGCUCAUUUCCCACAAAUUAUUUGCAGUGGGCAUUGUCAGAGGUGCAUAAAGGGGUAGAAAAUACCCAGAAAAAAAUGAAAUGAAGAAUGCAGCAAGAGUUGGCCUUUGGGGGAAAUUGUGUGUAUUCACAAUGGCAACCUUGGUAGCCUUGGAUCAGCAAGCAUUUGUUUUCCGUGCUUGGGAAUAGUGAAUGGGUUGUCUUUCUAGCGCUGAAGCAAUGCUUCAGUUAAUGAAUAACAUUCUGAAUGUGUGUACUAUCCUUUUUGACAGGUGCUAUGGCGAACAAUACCUCUGCGGACAGGGAAUAGAGGCUACCAACUGGGCAAUGUGGGAGAACAUUGUGGCUCUUAGCUGUAUGACAAUCAUCUUCCUCCUGAUAGCAUAUGCCAAACUGCGAUUCAUGAAGAAGUUCACCUAAUGCAGAAAAGAUGACCUACAAGACGGACAUUUAAGUCUUCCUAGGUCCAACCGGAAAAAGUCAUUGUUUCAAUUAACUGGGCGGACCAUACUGCACCAACCACAUUUUUUUUACAUUGCUGAUAUUUAAUCUUUUUUGUAAAGGAAGCAAUUUGUUUUAACUGAUUCGUUUUUUAUAUAGAAUUCUGUCAUUCACUUUGACGUUGAGAUUAGCUUGUAUAUUUCUCAGGAAAUUUGUUUCGAUCUGUAAUUAGUUUUCUUUGGGGAAGGGGGAGCACUUUGUAAACUGAGUCUGGGGACUCAGCUGCAAUGAAAAAGUUUUAAGUGUGUGGUAAAGUGCAUUAUGCAAAGGUGACACUAGAUGGCGAUCGUGAGCUAUGGCAAAAUCUGUAUAUUUUUCAAAAUGUGUUUUUUUAAAAAGCCUUUUCGCAGCGUAUUUUUUAUAUGUGUCUAGAUUCCACCUGGGUAAAAAGGGCAGCAGCAGUUAAAUCUAAAGAAAACAGAGGGCAAGGGGAAAUCAAUAAAGGAGGUGAACCUAAAACGGUGCU
Podarcis lilfordi (Lilford's wall lizard) is the source of this 41900-nucleotide messenger RNA. The record is from the annotation of a GenBank genome assembly. Lineage: Eukaryota; Metazoa; Chordata; Lepidosauria; Squamata; Lacertidae.